AUGAACACCAUAGCCAAAAUCAAGAAAACGCAGAACACCAUACAUGCGGACUCCAAUCAUGUAUCCACAGAAUCUGGAGCUCUGAUUGGUUCCAACGACGAUCUUUUAAUUGAAAUCCUUCUUCGUUUGCCUGUUACUUCUGUUCUUCGAUUCAAAUCUGUAUCCAAACACUGGUGCUCCCUUUUGAGUCACCGCCAUUUUACCCUCCUGUAUAAAAAUGCUUCGUCCUCUCCUGGCCUUUUCGCUCACAAUCUGUAUAUUCCAUUUGAUGAUGAGAACCGAAGCACUCCUCCUUUUCGUGAUCUCGACUUCUAUCCUGAUCCUCAUGGUAUUAGAAUCGUGCAAUCUUGUAACGGAUUGCUGCUUUGUCGUAGCAAUGAAGGGGACGAACGUGUGCGGAAAUAUUACGUAUUUAAUCCCACCACCAAUCAAUUUGCAGUCAUCCCAUCAGUUCUUGGAGGCAUGGCUGUUCAUAAAGCCAUCUUUUUUAUGGCUCUGGCAUUUCAUCAAACAGAUUGUGUUCACUACAAGGUUGUUUGCUUUUACCUCUCUAAGCCUGAUGAUGUUCUCAAGAUUCAAAUCUACUCCUCCGAUACAAGGAAAUGGAAGAUUUCCGAUGAAUCUCUCUCUUUUCCUGAUCCUUUUUUGGCAGCCUUCCACUACAUAGUUUAUUGGAAUCAAGCGAUCCAUUGGGCUCCCUACUGGGAAAAUCAAACGUACUUUAAGAUCGACACAGAAGAGUUGCAAUCGCUGCCCAUGCCGGUGGUGGUGGCGUCUUCUGAAAGUUAUGAAAAGUGGGACAUGCCCCUUUACUUUGGGGAGUCACGAGGCCAUCUGCAUAUGGUGAAGAAACAGAGGGUCGAUCAUGGUGAGAGUCAUAUAAAGCUGAACGUGUUUGAGAUAUUGAACGAUCAUUCUGGGUGGUUUCUCAAGUACCAAGUGGACCUUGGCGAGCUUCGUGAUGCUUACCCAGAGACGAGGGGUUACUGUAAGUGGAUCCCAUUUUAUUACGAUUUUGAAGUGUUUGAUGUGGUUAGGGGUGAACAUGAAGAAGAAGAAGAAACAUUUAUGGUGAUCAGAGUUCCAGGGAAGGUCAUAAGGUAUAAUGUUGUGGACAAGAGUUUCAAGCAGAUAUAUGACCAGAACUACUUAUAUGGACGAAAUGGACACAUGCAUGUUCAUCGUUAUAUUGAAUCGUUGGUGCCUUUUUAA
This is a messenger RNA of Lactuca virosa, 1212 nucleotides long. Lineage: Eukaryota; Viridiplantae; Streptophyta; Magnoliopsida; Asterales; Asteraceae. The record is from the annotation of a GenBank genome assembly.